AUGGAGAAGUACCUAGUGCAGGAUCUCCUAGAAAUUUGCGAGGACUUGGGCAUUUCCACCAGCUCCGCAAAAACAAAGGAAGCGAUUCUCGAGGUGAUGUGGGCGGAGAACGUGACCGUCGGGGAAGCUGACGAGACUUGGGAGGAUAUUUGCGAGAAAAAGCGGAAGGCGAAGGAACGCGAAAUGCGCGAAAGGCGGAAGGCAGAGGAGCGCGAAAGGCGUGAAAAGCGGGAGGCCGAGGAACGUGAAAGGCGUGAAAAGCGGGAGGCCGAGGAACGCGAAAGGCGCGAAGAGAGGCAGGCUCAGAGGCGUCGCGAAGAGCGAGUACAUGCUCUUAGGAUGAAGGAGCUUCAUGAUGAAAUUGAGGCGACUAAGAAAGCGUUGUUAGGCCACAUUACUGCUGUGAAGCAGGUCGACUGUGAAAGUCAAGACGAUAAGUACAGUGCCAGGGCGUUGCAGGACGAGGAGCGGAAGAUUGAAGAGCGUCAAAGGCGCGAAGAGCAGGAUGCAGUUAGGCGUCGCGAAGAGAAGGAGUUUGAGGAACGCGAAAGACGCGAAGAGAGGCAGGCUCGGGAGCGUCGCGAGGAGCGAGAACAUGCUCUCGAAAUGAAAAAGCUUGAUCGUGAUAUUCAGGCGAUUAAGUGGCGGCGAGCACAAUGCCAACUAAAGAUCUUCGAGAUAGGCGAGAACAUUGUACCUUUUCUCGUUAAGUUUGAAAAGAUCUGCGAAGAUGUUGGUGUUGGCCAAGACCUUUUGGAGAGGCUUCUCGCGUUGCUCCCGUGCAAGGUCGCAUCUCUUUUGGAGCGCUUAUCCGCUGGAGGAGCGCGGGAAUUUGAUAAGGCCAAAGAUGUCUUGAUGCGGCACCUCACUGUUCCUGGUCCUGCGGACUGCGAAAGUCGAGAUGUUCAAGACAGCGCUGAAGAUGAGGUCCGUCGCGAAGCCCUAGCGUACGAAGCUCGUCGUGAGGCGCAGGACGCCGCUGUGCAUCAUAAUGAUCAGGAGGCCGACUUCGAAGGCCAAAGAAAGGGUUGUACUCGCGAGAUUAGUACACCGCCACCAAUAGAGACAGCUCAGGGCGAGCUAGCUGACUUAAAUUGUGUCGGGACUACCGUUGGGUCAGAUGCACAGACACCUAGCCGCAGCCCCGAGAAUCAGUUAGUUGAGCCGUCUCAAGCCUCGGCAAAGAAAAUAGAAUGCAGCGUACUUGCGAUAAACUGCUGCUGUGCCGUGGAGGUCACUCCGCAAGGAAAAGAGCUGUACGACCACAGUUGA
This is a messenger RNA of Rhipicephalus sanguineus (brown dog tick), 1272 nucleotides long. Its product is annotated as caldesmon-like. The transcript is spliced from 3 exons. Lineage: Eukaryota; Metazoa; Arthropoda; Arachnida; Ixodida; Ixodidae. The record is from RefSeq and is a predicted model, not a curated record. Bases 1 to 1272 code for a protein of 423 amino acids.